AUGACUCUUGGUCAGGGUGACAACCAGGGCUUCGCCAUGAAGGCUGAGAUCCAGGACUACUCCAAGGCUCUGGAGGUCCUGGAGAAGGACUACCCUACCCGGGAUGGUCUGGACGUUGACACCUUGCUUGACUCUAACGAGCACGGUGCAUUGACCUACAAUGACUUCCUCAUCUUGCCCGGCCACAUUGGCUUCCCUGCUUCUGAUGUUACCCUUGAUACCCCCGUUACCAAGCGUAUCGCUCUGAAGGCACCCCUGGUGUCUUCUCCUAUGGACACUGUGACCGAGCACAACAUGGCCAUCCACAUGGCCCUCCUCGGUGGUCUCGGUGUUAUCCACCACAACUGCUCUGCGGAAGACCAGGCGGAGAUGGUGAGAAAGGUCAAGAGAUACGAGAACGGAUUCAUUUUGGACCCUGUCGUUCUCUCGCCCAAGGCCACUGUUGGUGAGGCCAAGGACCUCAAAUCUAAGUGGGGUUUUGGUGGCUUCCCGGUGACUGAAAACGGAACCCUUCGCUCGAAGCUCAUUGGAAUGGUUACCUCUCGUGACAUCCAAUUCCACCCCACCCUCGAUGACCCGGUUACUGCUAUCAUGGCGACUGACCUCGUCACCGCUCCCGCCGGUACUACAUUGGCCGAGGCCAACGACGUCCUCCGUUCGUCCAAGAAGGGCAAGCUGCCCAUUGUCGACGGCGAGGGCAACCUUGUCUCCCUCCUGUCUCGCAGCGACCUGAUGAAGAACCUCCACUACCCCUUGGCCUCCAAGCUUCCUCAGUCCAAGCAGCUUAUCUGUGCUGCCGCCAUUGGCACUCGUGAAGAGGACAAGACUCGCCUUAAGUUGCUUGUCGAGGCUGGUCUUGACAUUGUUAUCCUUGACUCCAGCCAGGGUAAUUCUAUCUUCCAGAUCGCGAUGAUCAAGUACAUCAAGGAGAAUUACCCCGAGAUCGACGUUAUUGGUGGUAACGUUGUCACUCGCGAGCAAGCCGCUUCUUUGAUUGCUGCCGGUGUCGAUGGCCUGAGAAUUGGUAUGGGCAGCGGCAGUGCUUGCAUUACUCAAGAAGUCAUGGCUGUCGGCCGUCCCCAGGCCAUUUCGGUCCGCAGCGUUUCUCACUUUGCUGCUCGCUUCGGUGUUCCUUGCAUUGCCGACGGUGGUGUCCAGAACGUUGGCCACAUCGUCAAGGGUCUUGCCAUGGGUGCCUCCACCGUCAUGAUGGGUGGUCUCCUUGCCGGUACCACCGAGUCUCCUGGUGAGUAUUUCGUCAGCAACGAGGGUCAGCUCGUCAAGGCCUACCGUGGUAUGGGAUCCAUCGCCGCCAUGGAGGACAAGAAGGCCGGCGCUGGCUCCAAGGACAGCAAAGCCAGCAACGCUGGUACUGCCCGUUACUUCUCUGAGAAGGACCGUGUUCUUGUUGCUCAGGGUGUCGCUGGUUCGGUUCUUGACCGCGGCUCUGUCACCAAGUUCAUUCCUUACCUCGUUACCGGUGUCCAGCACUCGCUGCAGGACAUUGGUGUGAAGAGUCUCGAGGCUCUUCACGACGGUGUCAACGACGGCACUGUCCGCUUCGAGGUUCGGAGCGCCAGCGCCCAGACCGAGGGUAACGUCCACGGUCUGCACAGCUACGACAAGAAGCUGUACUCGUAG
Molecule: messenger RNA, 1641 nt
Organism: Aspergillus chevalieri
Lineage: Eukaryota; Fungi; Ascomycota; Eurotiomycetes; Eurotiales; Aspergillaceae
Product: putative IMP dehydrogenase
Exons: 3
Coding region: 1-1641 (546 amino acids)
Biological process (GO): GTP biosynthetic process
Cellular component (GO): cytoplasm
Molecular function (GO): IMP dehydrogenase activity
Source: RefSeq, a predicted model, not a curated record